Messenger RNA from Drosophila subobscura, 1821 nucleotides. RefSeq lists its product as uncharacterized. The transcript is spliced from 3 exons. Bases 259 to 690 code for a protein of 143 amino acids. The record is from RefSeq and is a predicted model, not a curated record. Lineage: Eukaryota; Metazoa; Arthropoda; Insecta; Diptera; Drosophilidae.
AAUGUUCAUCUCAAUGUGUUGGGUAGCAGCCGAGUAGAAUAAAUAUAAUUACGAUUUAGAAACUAGAAAAAGUAAUGUUUAAUUAUGGUGAAUAUGAUCUUUGUUAGUUUAUAGUCUGAAAAUAUGUUGUUUUCUGUCGUGUUGCGACAUUAGUAAGGACCAACAGAUAUAGCCGCAGCAGCAGGCGCUGUUAAUGUCGGCCGAACGUCGCACCCAAGCCCAAGCAAAGUUUAAACUGAUUAACAGCGGAGCUUCGCAAUGACACCAUUCGAUGACUUUGUGUAUUUAAUUAAUCAUGUUCUGCUUGGCGAAGAGCCGACAAUCGAGGACUUCAUACUGCUUGUCGGUACGUUGGUUGCAUUUAUUGCUUUCAUACUCUGGUGUUGCUUUCCCAUCCAGCCAAAGGAGCCGGGACCCCACCGCCAGUUCACAUGCAAAAUUAUACAAAAUCCAAUUAAAGCUUUUGAUGCGGCCACCAGCACCGACGACAACAGCGCUGCCAAUGCAUCGCCGUUCCCUUCCCCCUACGACUCUGGAGUCAGAAGCGGCCUCAGUGGAAAAGGCAACGCCGGCGCUGAUUUAGACCUGACCAGCAACAUGUACAACGGAAGCAACGGCAGCUAUAGCAAGAACGGCACUGCGGCCAUGCACAAUUACUACGUUAAAAACGGACACCAUUGCUGCACCUAAUGGCCAGGGUAAAAUCAGCAAAUUCAAGAUUUUCCAGACCCAAGGCUGGGAGAUGCUGCUUAGCUUAGCGUUGUGUUACCUACUCAGUUUUUUGCGUGCACACUGAUCAGUGCAUCACCGUCGUCGUUAAAUGUAUGAAUAUUGCAUGUGAAUAUUGAUUGUAAUUUGUGCCAAUUGGUUCGACAGGUUGUUAGGAAGCAGCUUAAAGCUGCCGGCUCGCAUUCGCACAUUGAAUUGUAAUUGCUCAGACUGAUUUGUUUAAAAAAAAGGAGAAACAGGACAAGACAGGGAAGCAGACGGCAUGCAGACCACCUUGCAUGCCCUGCCCGAGGACAGGAGAUUAGAUUGGCAGAUGUUGCAUAUGUACAUAUGUGGCAAGUUUAUAAAACUUCCUUGAUAUCCAUCUAUAUACAUUCAUCUAUAUAUACAUAUAUUCCUACCAUAGAGUACAUAUGUAUGUAAAUGAAUGUAUGUACCAAAUGAAUGCACAUACAUACAUACAUAUGUGCAUUUGUAAAUGUGUGUGUGCAUAAAAUCAAAGUUUCUAGUUCUAAGUAUUUCUGUAUUAUACAACAAGGAAACGUACAUUGUGACAACAUUCGCUUAGCCCUUUCCAGCCCCCUGAUCUUCAAGACAUUUGGCAACCCGACUGGGAAUGCAAGAAAUCCUAGAAAUAAACUGAAAAUUCAAUUUUGUUUAGCUGAAAGAAGAACAUAGACGCCCCUUCAAGCGGGAAGCCCCCUAUAUUCAUAAAUAUAUAAAUAUCUCUAAGAUGGAUUAUAUAAACUCCCAAAAGACAAAGACCUCAAAAUAACUAGCAUUAAAUACGUUUAUUUCUCUAAAAUAGCUUUUCUUUCCACUGUAAUUUCAUGUACAUAUUUAUGUAUGUAUCUAUGUACGGAUGUAUGUACAUACAUAUGUAUGUAUUCAUGUAUGUAUGUAUAGACAUGUUUUCGAAUUCGUAUUUGUAUUUAUGUACAUGUAGGACGUAUCUUUGUAAGCUGCAAAAUGUUUGAUCUCAUUUGUCAACUUAUUUGUUUCUGAUUUGUGAUGUAACUUUUAGAAAAUUCCAACCCUCUCUACUGCGAAGGGCAUUAAAUCCCUCUAAAAAGAAACGAACACGAAAACCGA